AUGACCACCCUCAAGUCCGGCGACACGUUCCCCAGCGACGUUGUCUUCCAAUACAUUCCCUGGAGCCAGGAGAGCGGCGAAAUCACCUCCUGCGGCAUCCCCAUCCCCUACAAAGCCUCACAGGAAUGGGCCGACAAGAAGGUCGUCCUGUUCUCCGUUCCCGGUGAGUCAAUGUUCCCCACCGCAAUUCCCGAGGAAGAUGCUAAUCAAAUUCAAGGUGCUUUCACCCCCACUUGCUCGGUCAGCCACGUGCCGGGAUAUAUCAAGAACCUCCCCGGUCUCCGCGAGAAGGGAGUGGAUAUUGUCGCCGUCGUUGCUUUCAAUGAUCCCUUCGUGAUGAGUGCCUGGGGUAAGGCGAACCAGGUCCGAGGAAAUGAUAUCCUUUUCCUGACCGACCCCGAUGCCAAGUUCUCGAAGAGCAUUGGCUGGGCUGAUGCCGCUUCUGGACGUACUGCUCGCUAUGCGAUCGUCAUUGAUCACGGUAAGAUCAGCUAUGCGCAGAUUGAGACUGAGCGGGGUUCUCUCAAGAAAUCUGGGGCCGAUGCUGUUCUUGCUUCGCUUUAG
Messenger RNA from Penicillium paradoxum, 564 nucleotides. RefSeq names its product peroxiredoxin family protein. Gene Ontology annotation, cellular component: mitochondrion; cytoplasm; peroxisome. The transcript is spliced from 4 exons. NCBI's taxonomy places the organism in Eukaryota, Fungi, Ascomycota, Eurotiomycetes, Eurotiales, Aspergillaceae. The record is from RefSeq and is a predicted model, not a curated record. Gene Ontology annotation, molecular function: thioredoxin peroxidase activity. Gene Ontology annotation, biological process: cell redox homeostasis; cellular response to oxidative stress; hydrogen peroxide catabolic process. The coding region runs from base 1 to 564 and encodes 187 amino acids.